UGAUGACUUUUCCAAACCAAAUUAGCUCCUUGGGUAUAUUUGGUUGUUGGACCUUGUUCUUCAGGUAAAAAAUUCUAUAUAUUUCAUACCAAAAAACAGAACUAAGUAUUUUUUUAAAUAGUUUCACUUCUAUGGUAGGGAUCUAAAUACUCGCGCCUAUUACACUGAUUUAGCUGAUUAUGGAGAUUUGGACCACUGGCUAAGUGUAGAUAUGGUAUCUAAUAAAACUCUCUUUGGUCCAGUUUCUGGCAUUUGGUAUCGGUUCUAAAGAGGAUAAGUUUCUCAGGGGGAAAGAAAAGAGAAUAUAUUCCAAACUUUCGGCCCACCUCCUACUUCACUUUCUUAAGGUGUUCUUUUUCUUUCCCUUUUUUAAACUUUUACUAAAAGAGAUUGCUGCUGAGUCACUCACGACCAUACAGGGCUUUUACACUUCACAAAAAGGUAGCUGUUAAGUCAUUUGGACGGCUAGUAAAGGCUCUGAACUGUGGUUUCAAUCCUCCAUCCAAUCCAACUUUGCGUAUAAUUGCAGGCAGCGGUGUCUGAUUCCUCAUCCUACAAUUACAAUCGCAUCCCUCAUCUAGUUGGAGGAAAUCUCUACCCUUUUAAGCUGAAGGCAAAUGAAUAUGGGGGUACUAUAGUCAUCUAAAUGGUAACCCGGGAGACAGUCCCUUUUGGUUGCUUAGCUUUGUCCACAUGUUAUUCUCUUAAUGUCAUAUAUUCAUCCAACCUUAUAUUCCCAUGGCAUGGUGACUCUCGAGGAGGAGGGAACCUUUUGAGUAUUAUUGAGAGAUCAUAACAAAUGGAAGAACAAAUUGAUUUGGUGGGGAAGGCAUUUGCGGAUCAUUACUACCAUCUCUUUGAUAAUGAUCGGCCUGCAUUGUCUUCUCUCUACAAGCCCUCCUCCAUGUUGACCUUUGAGGGCCAUAAGAUACAAGGUGUUGAGGACAUCACUGCUAAGCUUACCAGUCUGCCAUUUGAUCAAUGCCGACAUGUAAUCAGCACCAUAGAUUCGCAACCUUCUUUCUCUGGCGGCAUUGUCGUCUUCAUCAGUGGCAGUCUCCAGUUGCCUGGAGAGGAGCACCAUUUACGGUUCAGCCAGAUGUUUCAUCUAAUCCCCAUGCUUGAAGGAAACUUCUACGUGCAGAAUGACAUAUUCCGCCUGAACUAUGGAUGAAUGGUUCUUUUUCCCAUUCAAUCAUUUGUUGUUGAACACACAUUUCUUGGAUAAAACUCUAUAAUCACUGAUCAAUUUGUUCCUUUAGUAUCGUUAUAUUCGUUGUUGUCUGCAUUUAUCCUCCUCCUUGGAUUACUAAAGCUGUAGCUUACAUCAAAGGCUGCCUGCCUGCAUUGUUAUUUCGGUUUAAUAUAAUAAGAGAUUGCGAUA
Molecule: messenger RNA, 1384 nt
Organism: Gossypium raimondii (Peruvian cotton)
Lineage: Eukaryota; Viridiplantae; Streptophyta; Magnoliopsida; Malvales; Malvaceae
Product: nuclear transport factor 2B
Exons: 2
Coding region: 800-1174 (124 amino acids)
Biological process (GO): nucleocytoplasmic transport
Cellular component (GO): nuclear pore central transport channel
Source: RefSeq, a predicted model, not a curated record